Molecule: messenger RNA, 1440 nt
Organism: Aureobasidium musti
Lineage: Eukaryota; Fungi; Ascomycota; Dothideomycetes; Dothideales; Saccotheciaceae
Source: the annotation of a GenBank genome assembly
AUGCUCGUGUCACUGACUGUGGGCAAAGUCGACGCCGGUGUGGCCGUCCUGCUCACCGAAGACAAGCGAUUGGUAUGGCCCCAUAGUCCUGGCCAAAAAGGAGACAUGGACCAAGAACUAAUGUACAUGCAGAUUGAGUUCCCAUCUAUCUUGCUGCCCGCCGACAUCACAUCAGGCUCAAUCGUCGACAUCAAUGUAGCACGCAACGAGACAGCCGAAGAGAAGGCCGUUCAGAAGUUCGACGCCCUCCAAGAAGACAUCUACUCGACCUUCGGUAUCCACUCACCCUCUGCUCCCGUCCUGCGUUGUCGCAAUGCCACACAAACUUCAGUCGUGCUCGAGUGGGAUCCUGUCCAGCUGGCAACAGCAGAGCUGCGUAGUCUGAGCCUGUACCGCAAUGGCAGCAAGGCCGGCAACAUCCCCCGCGACAAGCUGAGCACAAAGAUCUCUGGCCUGGCUGUCGACACCGAAUACACCUUCCACCUUGUCCUGCGCACUUCGGCCGGCACAUACACCAGCGAUCGCCUGACUGUCCGUACCCACAAGAUGACCGAUCUGACCGGUAUCACCAUCACUCCUGGCAUCAUGCCCCAGCAAUUGCGCGACGACCUGCAAGCCACCGUUGAUCGCAUUGGCGCGAAGAUGAUUGAUACCUUGCGCAUCGACACUACCCACUUCGUCUGUACAGAAGGCCGUGGUCAGGCAUGGGAAAAGGCUGGCGAUAUGAACGUGCCUGUCGUCGUUCCCGACUGGCUGAAGGGUUGCGAGCGCGAAGGACGCAUAGUUGGUGUCCGCGCCUACUACCUCGAUGCUGACCCCAAGCUACGGAACAUUGGUCCCACUAGCCAACCCUUACCGUCCCCUCAGGUGAACCAAGACUCACGACGCCCUUCGACGCAAUCACAAACGAGCAGCCAACCGCAGCCCUCGCAACAACACCUCCAACUUCAGCAACAACAACUCCGAGUUCAUCCACCACUCGCAAGUCCUCGUAUCGAACACACGCCACCUACCCCCGAGCAAACUCAGAAUCCAGAGAUUCCUGCUUCUNNCAGCCUGAUUCGGUUCCUGCACCUCCACCAAAGGAUAGCUCUGCCGACACCGCACCUCCCACACCACCAAAGGAAGAUUCCGUGCCCGAGCCUGAACAGUCCNAAUGCUCAGUCUAAUGCUGUCCAACAAAAGCCUGCACCCAUCUCCGAUCUUCCCUUCCGCAACCUUCCAAGCAGCAUAGAAGAGCAACCUGCAGAUUCAGCAUCCAAGGAGCCAGUAACUUCUGUACCGGCUGAAGAACCCUCUCCCACUCCAGAAGCCACUGCAGAAACCGAUCAAGCCGUCACAGAACCCGCUGCUGUCAACAAUCUCAAAGCUAUCGGUAUACCUCAUGAUGAGGAGCCACCGACUAAAGCACCGAGCGAGUUUGACGACGUUGCUCUGUGA